Molecule: messenger RNA, 1241 nt
Organism: Prunus avium (sweet cherry)
Lineage: Eukaryota; Viridiplantae; Streptophyta; Magnoliopsida; Rosales; Rosaceae
Source: RefSeq, a predicted model, not a curated record
AGUUUCCAGUGGAGAAAGUGCUGAAAUUAGACUUCAGAAAAGAUAUUUUAUAGACGAAGGAAUUACAUGUAAUGCUUUAGAAGAAGCAUUUAUGAGGUGCAAAGAGAGAGAUGACGUCUACAAGCUAGCUCUUGUUUACUUUGCUGAGUUAGUGGUUUUGGGAAGGGACAAGCAUUUGAACAUCAAUGUAAAUUACCUGACCCUUGUAGAGGACUUGGAUGCGUUCAACAGGUAUCCGUGGGGUUCGGUGUCGUUUGACAAAACCCAAGACAGUCUAUUUUCUGCACCAACAAAGUAUAUGAAAAGCUUUGAAAAUGAAGAGGGAAGAGAGAAGGGGAAAAGUAGGGUAACGGGAACAAGCCGGAAAAAUGAGAAGGGCAAGAAGCAUAAGCAUGGUGAAGUGCAAAGGGGUGGGUGGAGUUUUAAAGGUUUCACGUAUGCUUUCCAGAUUUGGGUAUAUGAAUUAAUUCCUAGAAUGGUGGACCUGAAUUACUGCAAGGUUGUUGAUCCAACAGCUGUCCCGCGUAUUUUGCGAUGGAGAACGACUACGUCUAUGCCCGAGAUGAGGAAGUUGAACAAUUAUUUUUUCCAGAGCAAAGAGUCAGUUCAAUUGCGGGCGCUACGUCCGAGUGAAGAGGAAAUGAGACAAUCAUAUUGGAGUUGGCCACAGGAUCGCCCUGCUGUUGUCUCGGCAUAGUCAAUUCCUUCUUCAUGUGCUGAUCUUGAUGAGUUGAACAAGCUGGUAAGCUUGUUGAGGUCCGAGUUGUUUCAAGUAAAGUGGGAAAAUGACGUCCUUGAGUUAAAGGUCAUACGGAUGGAAAACCUUUUGGACCACUGUUUAGGUCCUCAGUUUGAGCAGGAAGUAAGGAGGGACCUAGCUUUACUAAAAGAGAGGACGAAUCGUUGUGCCAUCUCACAUCUAUUUAAGGGAUCUGACGAAAUGGAUGAUAGUGAAUGGGAUGAAGGGCCAAGUAACAGAUAUGAGGGAGAGGAAAAGAACGAGGAGGGGAUUGAAGGGGGUGAAGUGCAUAGAAAACCAAGUGAGGUAGAGGAAGCGCAAAGGAAAAGAAGAGAGGGAGAGCAAGUGAAAAUAAAAAGCAGCAAGGGAGAGGAAGCGCAAAGAAAGAGCAGUGAGGGAGAGGAAGUGAAAAGAAAAAACAGUGAGGGAGAGGAACUGCAAAGAAAAAGCAGUGACGAAGGGGAACUGCAAAGAAAAAGCAGUGAUGGAGAGGAUCCGCAAA